This is a messenger RNA of Annulohypoxylon truncatum, 1081 nucleotides long. RefSeq lists its product as uncharacterized. The record is from RefSeq and is a predicted model, not a curated record. Lineage: Eukaryota; Fungi; Ascomycota; Sordariomycetes; Xylariales; Hypoxylaceae. Bases 373 to 957 code for a protein of 194 amino acids. The transcript has 3 exons.
GGGCAAUCUUGCUACCCCUUUCGGUGAAACAAGAUGCAGUUUUGAGUAGCUGAACAACCUGCACCAGCACAGCCUAGACCAGUUUCGCGGCAUCCGGACCGUGCUGUAGGAGCCCUGUAGCUUGCGUAGGUUAUACCUAAUCCAGGCGCUAUCAAUGCAACCUCGGGGAAGUAGAGUUGUUAUCGUAGAUUGAGCAAUUGCCGAUAUCCAUUGGACGAUUUGGGAGAUACCUGAGGUUAUACUCUUGAUUUCAUACGUUUCUGAAGUUACUACCUAACUUACAUAUUUCGAGUCGCGGGAACGACUUUUGGUUUUCCUUCUAGACUAGAGUAGAGCAGAGCGGAGCGGCAGAGGCAAUAGACUUAGGCAAAGAUGUCGUUCUUCACCGGCACAACCAAGUUCUCCAACACAUCAGCCAUCCCGGCCGUCGACGACGGCCGCAAGAUCACCAAGGAGGCCGCCGUCGCGCUGCUGCACAACCACGACUUCUUCCUCAAGGCCGAGCCGCACUACGUCUCGCACCGCGCGGUUCCGGCGGACAACAACAACAACGACAACGACGGCGAGACGGCCGCCGUGAGGGAAGCGUACGAUUUGCCGCCCGACUUGGAGCCGCUGGGGAAGCCGAAGGUCAAGCUGUACGAGGUCAUCGACCACGUGCCGAACCCGGUCUGGAGCUCGAGCGUGGUUAGCAACGAGGAGUUUGUUGAUUUGAGGGAUGGGCUCUGGGUCAGGAUACGGAGUCCGCUUGCUGUGGUUAUGGAGACGAGGUGGACGGUCAGGGAGCGGGAGGCGGAUGGGGAGGAAGGCGGGUUGGAGCUGGUGGAGGAUGUGGAGAUUAACUGCUCUAAGUUGCUGAUGGGGAUUGUGAAGUCCCAGGUCGAUAAUAAUUGGAAGGGCAUACAUGAUAAUUUCAUCAGGCAGCUGCUGGAGGAUGUGAAGAAGGGGGCGGAAUAGUAAGGUUAGCUACUAAUGCUAUGGGUUUGUGAGAACAUACCUACAUGAUAUUGAUGCGUAGGUAGGUAAGCUUAGCACCUACCUAUUAUAUAUCCAGUUUCUGUAUACGGAGUAUAUUCUUUUA